AUGUCAACAGCCACGCAACAGCCACGCCACAGCCACAGCCACGCCACAGCCACAGCCACAGCCACAGCCACACCAUCGGACGACUCGGACGAAGAAGAAGAAGAAGAAGAAGAAGAAGAAGAAGAGUCUCGGGGAUACUGGGGAAACAAAGCUGAGUUUAUCCUCACGGUGAUGGGCGCCAUCAUCGGCCCGGGAAACGUUUGGAGGUUUCCAUAUUUGUGCUACAGGAACGGAGGAGGUGUUUUCUUCAUUCCCUACAUUCUGUUCAUCUUCACGUGCGGGAUUCCUCUGUUUUUCCUCGAGACUUCGCUGGGACAGUUCACCAAUCAAGGAGGAAUCACGUGUUGGAAAAAGAUAUGCCCGCUUUUUCAAGGAAUGGGCUAUGCCAGUCACUUGAUUAUCUCCUUCAGUGCCACGUCUUACAUCAUUAUUAUGGCGUGGGCCUUCUUUUACCUGUUUGCAUCCUUCAGCGCGCACCUGCCCUGGGCCUCGUGUGGAAACGAGUGGAACACAGCCUCCUGUUUGGACCCGAGCCAGCCCAACGCGAGCCUGAGUGUCAUAUCCAAAUACAACACCACUCUCCCCGUGGUGGAGUACUGGCAGCGCCGGGUGCUGAAGAUCUCCACGGGCAUCGAGGACGUGGGCGGCCUGAGGUGGGAGCUGGUGCUGUGUCUCAUUUUGACCUGGGUUAUCUGCUACUUCUGCGUCUGGAAGGGCAUCAAGUCCACGGGGAAGGCCGCAUACUUCACCGCGACUUUUCCCUACGCGAUGCUGUUGAUCUUAUUGAUCCGAGGAGUGACUCUGCCCGGUGCGGUCGACGGCAUCGUUUACUACCUCUACCCCGAUAUUUCACGUCUUUCUGAUCCGCAGGUUUGGAUGGACGCCGGGACGCAGAUCUUCUUCUCCUACGCCAUCGGGCUGGGGUUUCUAACGUCACUCGGAAGUUACAACCAAUUCCAAAAUGACUGUUACAAGGAUUGUUUCUACCUGUGUCUUCUAAACAGCGGCACCAGUAUCGUGGCCGGGUUUGCCAUUUUCUCCGUUUUGGGAUUUAUGACUUAUGAAACUGGGCUGGACAUCGCAGAAGUGGCAGAAUCAGGCCCCGGUUUGGCGUUCAUCGUUUACCCUCGUGCGGUGGCCAUGAUGCCGAUGCCUCAGGUCUGGUCCGUCUGCUUCUUCCUCAUGAUCAUCCUCCUCAGCCUCGACAGCCAGUUUGUGGGCUUGGAGUGUCUCAUGACUUCACUGGUGGACCUGUUUCCGGUUUAUUUACGCCAAGGCUUCAGACGAGAGCUCCUCCUGCUGCUGAUCUGCUCCGUCUGCUGUUUACUGGGACUCUCUUUGGUCACAGAGGGCGGCAUGUACCUGCUUCAGCUGCUGGACCACCACGUUUGCAGUGGGACCACUCUGUUGUUGUUGUCGUUCUGCCAGGCUGUGAGCAUCGGAUGGGUCUACGGGGCAGACCGUUUCUAUGACGACAUCUCACACAUGAUUGGAUAUCGUCCAAACAUAUUCAUGAAAUACUGCUGGAAAUAUGUCACGCCGUUUGUAAUCUUUGGCACGUUCGUGUUCUCCAUAGUGAGGUACAGCCCUCUGAAGUUCAGUAACUCUUACGUUUAUCCGCUGUGGGCCAACAUCCUGGGCUGGUUCAUCGCCACCGUGUCCCUGUCCUUGAUCCCACUGUUCAUCAUCUACCAGCUCGUCCACGGAAAGGGCACUCUGAAACAGCGGUAUCUGAAACUUUGCCAGCCCUCGGACGAAUUCAGCUCGAAUCAAAAAUGGCCAGUUACCAAACCAGAUCCAAGUGAACUCAAACAGCUGACCAAUAACACGCAGCUUGCAGCGUGA
Messenger RNA from Periophthalmus magnuspinnatus, 1845 nucleotides. RefSeq names its product sodium- and chloride-dependent GABA transporter 2-like. Gene Ontology annotation, biological process: sodium ion transmembrane transport. The transcript is spliced from 16 exons. The coding region runs from base 1 to 1845 and encodes 614 amino acids. The record is from RefSeq and is a predicted model, not a curated record. NCBI's taxonomy places the organism in Eukaryota, Metazoa, Chordata, Actinopteri, Gobiiformes, Gobiidae. Gene Ontology annotation, cellular component: membrane.